AUGACCGCUGCCGGUGGCGAGGAGGGCAAGCAGCGCGCACGCGGAGCCGCGGAAGAAGCGAGAGGGACCAAAGCCAUGAGGAGGAACCGCUACUUCACGAGGCUCAAGGCCAGACGAAGUUAUUCAUGGCUGGACUGUGAGUUCUACGACAGGAAACUUCACCACAAUCUCUACAAAAGUAUUUGUGUGACAUCGCCAAGCAGCAACAUCAAAGUCCAGAUCAAUCUAGGGGACUAUGUGCUUGUUGAGGGGCAUGACGAUGACAACCCAUAUAUCGCUAAGCUGAUCAAGCUCUCCAGGGAUGUCUCUUCGUUAGAGUCUGAGCCUAACUCGCACGCGGUGGUCCAGUGGUUCAUUCGCUUGAGUGAGAUCCCCGUCAGCAAGCGCAAGCUGCUUGGCCGAGAGGCUGCCGAACAGGAGAUCUUCUGGUAUGAUGACCCUCCGAGGGACGUUAGGGUUGAGAGCAUCCUCGGCCCAGUUCAGGUGGUGGCUUUGGCCCCAGAGGAGGCGGUACCAAAGGGGCAGAAAGACAAACAGACGUUCUAUGUCAAACUCUCAUGGGACAACAAGUGUUUCCGACCUCUGGCCCCAAAGCUGCUUGCUGAGAUGAAGAAGUCACAUGAGAUGAGUCCUCGGCGCAAUGCCUCUCCCAAGGUGGUGGGAGCCAGGCCCGAGAACACUGCCGAGCGGGGCAUCGGACGCAUAGAGUCACGGCAUUCCAUUUCCAAGUCCUGUCCCUCCCAGGAGAUACGUGCUAGCCGAACUCCCCGUUCCUCCACCCCUCCCCGGGCCAGAAAGCGGCUAGAUCUGAGAAGUCCCCAGAGCACGCCCUGCAAACCUCCCCGCACCAGGCCGGCCGAGCCUAAGCCCAACAGUCCCUGUAACUCUCUGGGACCAACUAAACGGAAAAUGGCCUUGCCUGAGACCCCUUCACCUUCUAAGAAAACUCGUGCCAAUAGCAGGAUUCAUGCCUUUCCUGCAGCUCAGAAAGAAGCCACACCUAACGAGAAGAUGAGACUCGCUCCUCUUACAGCAGGUGUGGAGGCCAGCCCUCCCGUAGUCUUGAGGCCUAAGAUCAGCCAGCCCAGGGUGGCCAAAGGGACAGAUUCAGAGGAGGCCGGGGCCAAGAGCCCACGGAGGCGCAGGAUGCAAUCGCUCAGGUCCUUGAGAAAGAUCAAGGAGACUUUAAGAAUUUUAGGUAACAAUAAAUGUGACUCAGAAAAUGAAGAUGAAUACUUACCAGAAGAAGAGGAAACCUCCGGCUCUGACUGCAGCAGCGUUGAGGAAGAAGAGGCUUCCACCCCCCGCCAAUGCCAGGGAAGACAAAGCACUGUGGUCUGUGCCCAGCGCUCUGCCAGAAAGUCUUCCACAGAGGCCACCCCUUCCAAGACCACUACCAAGACACAUCCUAAGACACCUACCAAGACACUUUCCAAGACCCCCAAAAAAACAUCCGAGCUCAGGACCCCCCAGAUCCGCAGGCGCAGACAAGCUGCCCAGAAACCCACCAAUACGCUUGAAGAGGCCCGGAUGAGGCUGCACAUCUCUUUCGUGCCUGAGUCUCUGCCUUGUAGGGAGCAGGAGUUCCAAGACAUCUACAGUUUUGUGGAAAGCAAACUUCUUGACAGGACGGGAGGGUGCAUGUACAUCUCUGGGGUCCCCGGGACGGGGAAGACAGCCAUUGUGCACGAGGUGGUGCGUUCCCUGCAGCAGGCUGCCCAGACAGAGGAGCUGCCCUCCUUCCACUACAUUGAGGUCAAUGGCAUGAAGCUGACCGAGCCCCAUCAGGCCUAUGUGCAGAUCCUGCAGAAGCUGACGGGUCAGAAGGCCACAACCAGCCAUGCCGCAGAGCUGCUGCAGAGGCGAUUCAGCCAGCCUGCGCCCGGCCAGGAGACCACAGUGUUGAUGGUGGAUGAGCUUGACCUCCUGUGGACGCCGAAACAGGAUGUGCUGUACAACCUGUUUGACUGGCCCACUCACCGCAGCAGCCAGCUCGUCGUCCUGGCCAUCGCCAAUACCAUGGACUUGCCCGAGAGAAUGAUGAUGAGCAGAGUGGCCAGCCGCCUGGGCCUCACCAGGAUGUCCUUCCAGCCUUACACCUACAAGCAGCUACAGGAGAUCAUCGUGUCCCGCCUAGAAGGUGUGAAGGCCUUCGAAGAUGAUGCCAUCCAGUUGGUGUCCCGGAAGGUAGCAGCCCUGUCUGGUGAUGCCCGGCGCUGCCUGGACAUCUGCAGGCGAGCCACAGAGAUCUGUGAGUUCUCCAGCCAAAAGCCAGAUUCCUCAGGCCUGGUCAAGGUGGCCCACAUCCUGGAAGCUGCGGAAGAAAUGUUUUCAUCUGCUUACAUAAUGGCUAUCAGGAACGCCUCCGUCCUGGAGCAGGGCUUCCUGAGAGCCAUCCUGGCAGAAUUCCAUCGGUCAGGCCUUGAAGAAGCAACGCUCCAGCAGGUCUACCAUCAGCACGUGGCUUUGUGCAGAAUCGAGGGUCUGCCACACCCCACAGUGUCCGAGACCAUGGCCGUGUGCUCACGUCUGGGCUCCUGCCGCCUUCUGCUAGUGGAACCCAGUAAAAACGAUCUCUUACUGCGAGUGCGCCUGAAUGUGAGCCAGGACGACGUGCUCUAUGCUCUGAAGGAAGAGUGACGAGGAAGCCAGGAAAAAAUGCAUAACCUAUUACAAAUUAUUAUUAUUUUAAAAUUCAGUUUUUAU
Messenger RNA from Trichosurus vulpecula (common brushtail), 2706 nucleotides. It is a transcript of the gene ORC1, whose product is annotated as origin recognition complex subunit 1. The record is from RefSeq and is a predicted model, not a curated record. Gene Ontology annotation, biological process: mitotic DNA replication checkpoint signaling; DNA replication initiation. NCBI's taxonomy places the organism in Eukaryota, Metazoa, Chordata, Mammalia, Diprotodontia, Phalangeridae. Gene Ontology annotation, molecular function: ATP hydrolysis activity; ATP binding; chromatin binding. Gene Ontology annotation, cellular component: nuclear origin of replication recognition complex. Bases 1 to 2640 code for a protein of 879 amino acids. The transcript has 18 exons.